Messenger RNA from Monascus purpureus, 677 nucleotides. The record is from the annotation of a GenBank genome assembly. Lineage: Eukaryota; Fungi; Ascomycota; Eurotiomycetes; Eurotiales; Aspergillaceae.
CCUUAUAAGCAGUCCAAGGGAAAGAGAAUUGGCUUUCUUCUUUUCUUCACUCCUGUGUGCUUCUUUAUUGAACGAGAAGUUGCUGUGGGGAAAGAAAUAAUCCACCAUGCCGGCUAACAAGAGCGUCACGGCAGCCCUGGCUCUGAUCCAGAACGACCAGUCCAAAGUCCUGGGUGUUAAAAUAGGCGAUCACGAUGUUGAACCGGGGAAAUACAUCCCAAAGGCUGAAGCCCAAUCCCCCCCCUCCAUAAGCUUCGCCGUCCCAGACCCCUCAAAGACCUACAUGGUAGUAGCCCUCGAUAUCGACGCACCCUUCCCAUCAUUCGGUGUCCUAGGCCCCAUCCUCCACUGGAUCCAACCAGGGUACAAGGUCGAUUCAAUCGAGAACAGCACAACGAAGCUCAAAUCCGCAGACCCGUUCGUGGCGAAUUAUAUCGGUCCCGCGCCUCCCCCGCCUAGCUCUCCGCAUCGGUAUUGCUUUUUCUUAUAUGAACAGCCGGAGGGGUUCAAGGGGGAGAAGUAUGCGCCUCCGAAUGGGCAGAAACUGGGUAACUGGCAUCGGAUGAGGUAUGAUUUGGAUGGGUGGGAGGAGGAGAUUGGAUUGGGGUCUAUAUUGGCUUGCAAUUAUUUCUUGAGUAAUUGAUUUUGGUCUGCUUUUGUUGAUACUGUGAAUGAUA